This is a messenger RNA of Sphenostylis stenocarpa, 693 nucleotides long. NCBI's taxonomy places the organism in Eukaryota, Viridiplantae, Streptophyta, Magnoliopsida, Fabales, Fabaceae. The record is from the annotation of a GenBank genome assembly.
AUGAGCAAGUUUGUUCUAAUUUUCCUAUUCCUGGGAUUUCUUAACUGUGAAGCACAGUAUUUCAAUCCCAACUCAUACGAUUAUUUAGAACUAGCCUUAAAGUGGCCGAACUCCUAUUGCUUGACACAUGAUGGUGGUUGCAGGGACAUAGUGCCCCAAUAUUUCACUAUUAGCUCCCUUCGUCCCAGGAAAAGAGGAGGACCUGAUAUGCAAAAUUGUCCCACGCCACUUAAUCUGCAAGAUACCACUAUUGAGGCAAACAAAAAUGACCUGUUGAAGUUUUGGCCUGAUUUGAGAACUGAUAAUUAUAUAGAAAGCAAGUCAUUAUGGAGGGAUCAAUGGAGAAGGUUUGGUUCAUGCUAUAGCAUGCUGCCAAAUGACUAUAUUGUUUAUGCAAUCAACGGCAGAAAAAGAAAUGAUCUAAAGAAAAUUCUGACUAGCGCAGGUAUUGUUGCGAGUGGAAAUCCAUAUCCAACACGUAGAAUACUGCAAGCUUUCAGGAAAGCUUUGGGUGUGAAUGUGGACAUAGUGUGUGAGCCAGACAGAAGUGGCAAUGUGUAUCUUGCUGAGGUUCAUCAAUGUGUUGAUGUUGCUGGAACAACGCCUAUAGAUUGUUACAAUAUAGCAAGAGGAUGUGACGAUGACCCCAUCUUUCCUUACAUGGGAUUUCAACCAGACAAAGAUCCCAAAUAA